Molecule: messenger RNA, 3848 nt
Organism: Drosophila willistoni
Lineage: Eukaryota; Metazoa; Arthropoda; Insecta; Diptera; Drosophilidae
Gene: Nmdar2
Product: glutamate receptor ionotropic, NMDA 2B
Exons: 10
Coding region: 111-3683 (1190 amino acids)
Biological process (GO): monoatomic ion transport; modulation of chemical synaptic transmission; synaptic transmission, glutamatergic
Cellular component (GO): postsynaptic membrane; plasma membrane
Molecular function (GO): transmitter-gated monoatomic ion channel activity involved in regulation of postsynaptic membrane potential; NMDA glutamate receptor activity
Source: RefSeq, a predicted model, not a curated record
CCAAAAAAAAAACACGAAAGGCACACAAAUCGGCAAUUUAGGACGCCAAGGCGAAACAAAGGGAAACAGCAGCUGCUGUUGCUGCUGCUGCUGCUGCUGCCAAUAGAAAAAUGGUUGAAUUAAUGCGUCCAGCUGUGAAGGAGCUGAAAAAAAAUUGCAAAAACAAAGUAAAACUGAAAUGCAAAGUAAACGUUUGCCAUCAAACGGAGAAUGUCGAAAGCAGCAACAGCAAUAGCCGGAUAUUAUAUAGAAAGGGAGCAACAAUGUCAUUGUCGUCGUCGCUGUCGUCGUCGUCGUCGUCGUCGUCGUCAACAACACUAGCAACAUCAUUGCCAGCAACAACAUCGGCAACAACAGUCGGCAUCAGUUUAGAGCAAAGGCAAAUCAUCAGUCACAACAACGGCAGCAGCAACAAUAAGAUGACAGCAGCAAUAUUAACAACAUUACCAACAGCAACAAUCACAAGAACAACUACAACAACAACUACAACAGCAACAACUACCACUGCCAGCAAUAGGAGCAAUACAAAAGCCUUCCCCACACUAGCCUCAACAACAACGUCAAGUUGUUGCCGCCAACAACAGGAACAACAACAAAAACAGCUGCUUGUCUACUGCCUUUUGUGCAUUUUCCUUUUUGCGGUAACACAAAAAUUGCCAACGGCCAAUGGCCUACGUCUCACCAAUGGCGGCAGUAGCCUCAGCAAGGGCUCAUCCGCCAACAAGGAGCAACUGAAUAUCGGCCUUAUCGCACCGCACACAAAUUUUGGUAAACGGGAAUACCUGCGCAGCAUUAACAAUGCUGUAACCGGACUAACUAAAACCCGCGGCGCGAAAUUAACCUUCCUCAAGGACUAUUCAUUUGAGCAAAAGAAUAUACACUUUGACAUGAUGUCCCUGACACCAAGUCCGACGGCCAUUCUCAGUACGUUAUGCAAGGAAUUCCUACGCGUAAAUGUGUCAGCCAUAUUGUAUAUGAUGAAUAAUGAACAAUUUGGCCAUAGCACAGCCUCGGCUCAGUAUUUCCUACAAUUGGCUGGAUAUUUGGGCAUACCAGUUAUCUCCUGGAAUGCGGAUAACUCUGGCCUGGAGCGACGUGCCUCACAAUCGACACUGCAAUUGCAAUUGGCACCGAGCAUCGAGCAUCAAAGUGCGGCCAUGUUGAGCAUAUUGGAACGCUAUAAAUGGCAUCAGUUCUCGGUGGUGACAUCACAAAUAGCGGGACACGAUGAUUUCGUGCAGGCGGUGCGUGAGAGAGUGGCCGAAAUGCAGGAGCAUUUCAAAUUCACCAUACUCAAUUCAAUAGUGGUCACACGGACCAGCGAUCUGAUGGAGCUGGUGAAUAGCGAGGCGCGUGUUAUGCUCCUCUAUGCCACACAAGCGGAGGCCAUUACCAUUCUGAGGGCGGCCGAGGAGAUGAAACUGACAGGCGAGAAUUAUGUAUGGGUUGUCAGUCAAUCCGUGAUUGAGAAAAAGGAUGCACAUUCGCAGUUUCCGGUCGGUAUGCUGGGCGUUCAUUUUGAUACCUCGAGUGCGGCGCUAAUGAAUGAGAUAUCGAAUGCCAUUAAGAUCUAUAGCUAUGGUGUGGAGGCCUAUUUAACGGAUCCAGCCAAUAAGGAUCGCCGAUUGACCACACAAUCGUUGUCCUGCGAGGAUGAAGGGCGCGGUCGUUGGGACAAUGGUGAAAUUUUCUUUAAAUAUCUGCGCAAUGUGUCGAUCGAGGGGGAUCUGAAUAAGCCAAAUAUUGAGUUUACCGCCGAUGGUGAUUUACGUUCAGCCGAAUUGAAGAUCAUGAAUCUCCGGCCCAGUGCCAAUAAUAAGAAUCUUGUGUGGGAGGAGAUUGGCGUUUGGAAGUCAUGGGAGACUCAGAAAUUGGAUAUACGUGAUAUCGCUUGGCCAGGUAACUCACACGCUCCGCCCCAGGGUGUGCCCGAGAAAUUCCAUUUAAAGAUCACAUUCCUCGAGGAGGCACCCUAUAUCAAUCUGUCACCCGCUGAUCCAGUCAGUGGCAAAUGCCUGAUGGAUCGCGGUGUACUGUGCCGCGUGGCGGCCGAUCAUGAAAUGGCCGCCGAUAUCGAUGUCGGCCAGGCACACCGUAACGAGUCGUUCUAUCAGUGCUGCAGCGGCUUUUGCAUCGAUCUGCUUGAGAAAUUUGCCGAAGAGCUGGGCUUCACCUAUGAACUGGUGCGGGUUGAAGAUGGUAAAUGGGGUACACUUGAGAAUGGUAAAUGGAAUGGUCUGAUUGCCGAUUUGGUUAACCGCAAAACUGACAUGGUUCUCACAUCGCUCAUGAUCAAUACCGAACGCGAGGCGGUUGUUGAUUUUAGUGAGCCAUUCAUGGAGACGGGCAUAGCGAUUGUGGUGGCCAAACGGACGGGCAUCAUAUCACCGACAGCCUUUCUAGAGCCCUUCGACACGGCCUCAUGGAUGCUGGUGGGUAUUGUGGCCAUUCAAGCGGCCACAUUUAUGAUAUUCCUCUUCGAGUGGCUCUCGCCCAGUGGCUAUGACAUGAAAUUGUAUCUACAAAAUACAAAUGUCACACCAUAUCGGUUCUCCUUGUUCCGUACGUAUUGGUUGGUCUGGGCUGUGCUCUUUCAAGCGGCAGUCCAUGUGGAUUCACCACGCGGUUUCACCUCACGUUUCAUGACCAAUGUCUGGGCCCUAUUCGCCGUGGUCUUUUUGGCCAUUUACACUGCCAACUUGGCCGCCUUCAUGAUAACCAGAGAGGAAUUCCAUGAGUUCAGUGGACUGAACGAUAGUCGCUUGGUGCAUCCCUACUCGCACAAGCCCUCAUUUAAAUUCGGCACCAUACCAUAUAGCCACACGGACUCUACCAUUCAUAAGUAUUUUAAGGACAUGCACUACUACAUGAAACAAUAUAACAAGACUAGUGUGGCUGAUGGUGUGGCCGCUGUGCUAAAUGGCAAUUUGGAUUCAUUUAUCUAUGAUGGGACUGUGCUGGACUAUCUGGUGGCCCAAGAUGAGGACUGUCGCCUAAUGACCGUGGGUAGUUGGUACGCCAUGACGGGCUAUGGUCUCGCCUUUAGUCGCAAUUCAAAGUAUGUGCAAAUGUUUAAUAAGCGUCUACUUGAAUUUCGGGCCAAUGGUGAUUUGGAGCGUCUGCGUCGCUAUUGGAUGACUGGGACUUGUCGUCCUGGCAAACAGGAGCACAAAUCAUCCGAUCCACUGGCACUCGAGCAGUUCUUGUCCGCCUUCUUGCUACUGAUGGCUGGCAUCUUGCUGGCCGCCCUGCUACUUUUACUCGAGCAUGUGUAUUUUAAGUAUAUACGCAAACGUUUGGCCAAAAAGGAUGGCGGUCAUUGUUGUGCCCUUAUCUCGCUAUCGAUGGGUAAAUCACUAACCUUUCGCGGCGCUGUAUAUGAGGCCACUGAGAUAUUGAAGAAGCAUCGCUGUAACGAUCCCAUUUGUGAUACCCAUCUUUGGAAAGUGAAACAUGAAUUGGAUAUGUCCAGAUUACGUGUACGCCAGUUGGAAAAGGUAAUGGAUAAGCAUGGCAUCAAGGCACCGCAAUUGAGAUUGGCCUCAUCGUCCGAUUUGCUGAAUCAUCAUCAUCUCAAGGAGCGGCCACCAUUGUUAGGGAAUCUUAGUUUGGCUGCCAGUGCUCAAGAUCUAUACAGGUGGUCUUACAAAACGGAAAUAGCCGAAAUGGAGACAGUCCUUUGAAGUGUCUGCGUUUGAGCCAAACAAAAUUGUCCCACAAAUCGCUAAAUCUAAUAAAUCUUUAACUAAAUCAGCAACAACAACAAAAACAACGGCAACAACAAGUCAUAUGCAUUUCCAAUAGGUAAUAUUCGCAACUGAAUAAAACCAAUAAAUAAUUAAACAAGA